UCUUUUUUUUGAUAUAACUGUGCAAAGACGCCAAAGUUUUCUUUUUCUGCUAUCGGAGCCGAUUUCCCUCCGCUUUCGGACUCUCGUCAAGUUGAAGGGUUUGCUCAAAAUCUUUUAAUCACUUGCAUACUGCUGGCUUUCUGGGAAGCUUCUGGGUGUACCUACGGAUCAGUAAGACAAUACUAAGCUUCCAAAUUUGGAAGUUGUCGAUAGAUUAUUUUUGGGAUUGGAUAAAGCUUCUAGAAAUGGAAAGUUCCAAGGACAAGAGAGCAGAGAAGAGAGGCUACGAGCUGGUAGACAGUGUCGAUCCAGAUCAUCUAUCACAAUCAAAGAAGCCAAAACUACCUGGUUUGGCCAGUGUAAUCGUGGAGGCUUUGAAGGUGGAUAGUUUGCAAAGACUUUGCUCAUCUUUGGAACCUCUUCUCAGGAAAAUUGUUAGUGAAGAAGUGGAGCGUGCGUUAGCAAAACUGAGCCCUGUUAAACUGGUUGGAAAUGGAAGGUCUCCACCACCAAGAAUUGAAGGGCCAGAGCCGAAAAAUCUUCAGCUUCAUUUCAGAACAAGAAUGCCACCUCAUUUGUUCACUGGUGGGAAGGUUGAGGGAGAGCAAGGGGGAGCCAUUCAUGUUGUUGUGUUAGAUCCUAACACAGGCCAUGUGGUCCAAACUGGACCAAUAUCAGUUGCGAAGUUGAACGUUGUUGUCCUUGAAGGUGACUUUAAUGAUGAAUCCGAUGAUGAUUGGACGAAAGAAGACUUUGAAAGCCAUGAAGUAAAGGAGAGGGAGGGGAAAAGGCCACUUCUAACUGGAGAUUUGCAGAUUAUAAUGAAGGAAGGAGUGGGGACCUUAGGGGAUCUUACUUUCACUGACAAUUCUAGUUGGAUAAGGAGCAGAAAAUUCAGGCUUGGCAUUAAGAUGGCUACUGGUUGCUGUGAGGAGAUCCGUGUUCGUGAGGGCAAGACUGACGCCUUUGCUGUUAAAGAUCAUAGAGGAGAAUUAUACAAGAAACACUAUCCACCUGCUUUGCAUGAUGAAGUUUGGAGAUUGGAUCGCAUAGCAAAGGAUGGGGCACUUCACAAAAAAUUGAUUCAAGCAAAUAUAGUAACUGUAGAGGAUUUCCUUCGUCUUCUUGUCAGGGACCCUCAGAAAUUGAGGAGUAUACUGGGUAGUGGAAUGUCCAAUAGAAUGUGGGAGAAUACUGUGGAGCAUGCCAAGACGUGUGUCUUGGGUGGUAAGCUGUUUGUGUAUUAUACCAAUGAGACCAAUGAUGUUGGUAUUGUGUUCGAUGAUAUAUAUGAGCUGAGAGGCCUUAUUGCUGAUGGUCAGUUCUUCUCUUUGGAAUCACUUACACCAAAUCAGAAGAUGUCUGUGGAUACAUUGGUGAAGAAAGCAUAUGAAAAUUGGAACCAAGUUGUUGAAUAUGAUGGCAAAGUUUUAAGUUCUGUGACAAAUGCCAAAAAUGGAUCAAGAACUGUAGCUCCACCUACAAUGAACCAGAAUGGCCAUGUCACGGAGCAGCAGUAUAUUUCUCCAAAGAGUAGGCUACCAUAUGUCUCGUCUGAACCAAGCCAACGCUUUCAAAUACAAAACAACAGCUCUUAUGCCGCUGAUUUGUCUGCAUUUGGGAAAACUGAUAAUCAGAUUUUAGGGACAGCAUCAAAUGACUCCCAAUUAACAUUGACUGGCAGCAUGAAUUACAUAACAAGUCAAAAUCCUGCAGUUGAAGCUCCAUAUUUCCCAGGUGACUGGUCUCGACAGAGAAGUGGGCAAGGACUGGAAGACAUUGUGGCCGAAGAAAUCCGUCAUAGGAGUUCAGAGAUGCUAGAGAGUGAUGAUAUGCAGAGAUUGCUCAAGACAAUUAAUGUUGGUUUUGGUCAUCCUAACGACAGUUGUUAUUCCUACAGUUUGCAGUAUGAACCUCAGACAUAUCAAACCUUUAGCGAGGAUCACGGCAAGAGUUCUGGGAAGGCAGUGGUGGGGUGGCUUAAGCUCAAAGCUGCUUUAAGAUGGGGAAUAUUUAUCAGAAAAAGAGCUGCACAAAGGAGAGCACAGCUUACUGAACUGAAUUGAGUUUAAAUGCUACAAGAGUAGUUCCAUUCAAUGCAUACAGAACUCGAGAAAAAAGUGAGAAAGGACGUUGCUGUGUAAUCCAUAGUUGUUGGUGUUCUGCUUCCUGACUAAUCCUGGAACAACAAGCAGCAUAUGCUGUGCUGUUUAUGAAUGAACCACACUUUCUCUAACUCGCAGUUUCCAGUUUAGUUGGUGCACUGUGUUGUAACAUGAUUGCCCUCUCUUUAUCUGGGCAUUUUUAUGUUGUUAUUUGGUUGUGAUUUAUUCUUAUUCUUGUUUAUUUAUCUUCUAUGUAUUUAAAAUUUGUACUGUGAACAUCAUAUAAUAAUAAUAAAAAAAAUUUAAUUUGUUA
Molecule: messenger RNA, 2418 nt
Organism: Prosopis cineraria
Lineage: Eukaryota; Viridiplantae; Streptophyta; Magnoliopsida; Fabales; Fabaceae
Product: calmodulin-binding protein 60 F-like
Exons: 7
Coding region: 246-2066 (606 amino acids)
Biological process (GO): regulation of salicylic acid biosynthetic process
Cellular component (GO): nucleus
Molecular function (GO): sequence-specific DNA binding; DNA-binding transcription factor activity; calmodulin binding
Source: RefSeq, a predicted model, not a curated record